UAUCAUCAAUUUUUUUAGAUUAUAAAUUUUUAUUUGAAAAAUGAAAUUUAUAUUUUGUGUGUUAUGGCUUUUUGUGUGGAUGAGUUCACAAGCCAAUAGUAUGAAAAACAUUCUUAUUGGUUUAGGAGAACCAAAUUCACCACCAUCAUUGAGAACAAUGAACACUGAAGACGAAUGGUUUAUACAAAAAUUAGAUCAUUUUAAUCCUACUGAUAAAAGAACGUGGAAACAGAGRUAUCAAGUAAAUUUGGAAAAUUAUAAAAAUGAUGGACCCGUGUUUUUGAUGAUUGGAGGAGAAGGAUCAAUUUCAGCUAAAUGGAUGCAGAGUGGAGCCUGGAUUGAUUACGCUAAAGAAUUUAAUGCCUUAUGUUUUCAACUGGAACAUCGGUUCUAUGGUGAAAGUCAACCAACCGAAGAUUUAAACACUAGCAAUUUAGUUUACUUGAGCAGUGAUCAAGCAUUAGCAGAUUUGGCAGAAUUCAUUGUUAAUAUAAAAUCUAAAUACAACAUACCAUCUACAGCUAAAUGGGUAGCAUUUGGAGGAUCUUACCCUGGAACUUUAGCUGCAUGGUUAAGAAUGAAAUACCCACAUCUUAUACACGCAGCUGUUUCUUCUAGUGGGCCUUUGUUAGCAAAAGUCGAUUUUAAAGAAUAUUUUAUGGUAGUAGAAGAUGCAUUAGCAACAUAUAAGCCAGAAUGCGUGUCUCAAAUAAAACAAGCAAAUCAAAUGAUCGACUAUUGUCUUAAAACCGAUCAUGGAGCUAAAAUGAUUGAAAACAAAUUCAAGUUGUGUGAUCCCUUAGACAGAAAAAAUGAAAAAGAUGUAUCGUUUUUGUUUGAAAUAUUAGCUGACAAUUUCGCAAMAAUUGUACAAUACAAUAAAGACAACAGGCAUUAUAGAAAUCCUGAACGGUCUUCCGUAACAUUAGAAACUUUGUGUGAUAUUAUGGUUAACAAAUCAAUACCAACUCCAUUAGAUAGRUAUGCAGCUGUUAACAGUAAAUUAUUAUCCUUGAAUGGAGCAGAUUGUCAAGAUAAUAUUUAUUCCCAGUUAAUUGAUUUGUAUUCAAAUACAUCUUGGAGUAGUAGUGCAGCAGAAGGAGGUUUGUAUUGUGUUUUUUACUUAUAUAAUUCGGAGCUAUUGUCAGCUGCAGUUGAUCGAACUAAUACAAUGUUUGGUGAAUUGGACAUAAGAGAUAGCCGGGUAAUAUUCAUACACGGUUCUGUUGAUCCAUGGCAUGCAUUAGGUAUUACGCAAGCAAGGACAAAAAAUAACGUGGCAAUUUUGAUAAACGGGACAGCUCAUUGCGCAAAUAUGUAUCCUCCGGCAUCUUCGGAUCUUCCGGAGUUAACACAAGCUCGUACUACGAUUAGAUCAUAUUUGAAAGAAUGGUUGGYGGAAAAUGAUUUUGUUGAUUCAGCUCAAUAAACAUAGUAUGCGAUUCAGUAAUAAAAUUCAAAUAUUUAUUUGUUGUAAUUAUAAUUAUGUUCAUAUAAAUGUACCUACACGUACGUUCAAUUUGUUUAAUGAUAUAUCCAUCAUAUAUUACAUAU
Diuraphis noxia (Russian wheat aphid) is the source of this 1554-nucleotide messenger RNA. RefSeq names its product putative serine protease K12H4.7. The record is from RefSeq and is a predicted model, not a curated record. Gene Ontology annotation, biological process: proteolysis. Gene Ontology annotation, molecular function: serine-type exopeptidase activity; dipeptidyl-peptidase activity. Lineage: Eukaryota; Metazoa; Arthropoda; Insecta; Hemiptera; Aphididae.